GAAAUUUAAAAUUUGUACUGCGUUUUAAUCAAUGCUCUUCAUCUGAUAUUUUUUGCAAAAUAUUGUAUGUAACUAUGUACUCUAAGUACUACAGAAUCUAUGACAUUUAUAAAGCAAUAAAAUAAAAUAAGCGAUAAAAUUCAUGCCCAAUAAUUUUAUAGACUUUGCGCUAUCUAAAGAAAAAAUUUUCCCUCUCUAGUUGUACAAAGCAAUAAGAAUGACAUAGCAAUGUAUUUUCAAAUUAAACAUGUAAGUACUUUAGCGAGUCAUGACUCGGCUGAUAAUAAUAUAUAAAUUUAUCUAUAUCUGGCAAUAGUCACCGUUUAGAAGGUGCAGAAAACGAACCAAUGUACGUAUAGCUUAAACACAAUUUAAUUUAUUUUCGACAAUAUUCGAGUUAAUCUCAUUUUCUCUUUGGGUUUACUGGCAAACUAUGAAAGUUUUAACUGAUUUACCAUUAGUAUCAAGAUUAUCUUCGAGAGUCAUACGAAUUUUAGGAUGUAACAAAGGAGUUCUGACAUUACAAGGCACAAACACAUAUCUUGUUGGUACAGGUACUAGACGCAUAUUAAUAGAUGCAGGUGAAGAAAAAUCUUCCAAUGAGUAUACAAAAGUAUUGCGUGAAGUCUUAGAAAAAGAGAAAGCAACUAUUCAACAUUUAUUAAUUACACAUCAUCACCCUGACCAUUUAGGCGGAGUAAAUUAUGUUUUAGACAUGUUAAAAGAAACUGAUACCACAGGAUGCACCAGUAUAGUGUGGAAAUUACCAAGAGCUUCUAAUGACAAAAACUCCAGUAAACUUGAAACGCAAGUUCAAUGGGAAAAUUUAAAAGAUAAGCAGGUAGUGGAAGUAGAAGGAGCUAAACUUCGUGUUGAGUAUACUCCAGGACAUGCAUCCGAUCAUGCUUGCUUUAUGCUCGAAAACGAAAAAAUACUGUUUAGUGGAGAUUGUGUUCUUGGUGAAGGUACUGUCAUUUUUGAGGAUUUAGAAACCUACCUGGCUUCUCUGAGAAAAAUGUUGGGAAUGCAGGCAAAAACGAUAUAUCCAGGUCAUGGGCCUGUAAUAGAAGAUCCAGAAACUGUAAUUAAUUAUUAUAUUAAACACAGGUUAAAACGAGAAAAUGACAUUUUAGGCAUCCUGCAGCAAAAUGCAAAAGAUAAUACAUUAUCUGAAGCAGAUAUUGCAAAAUUUUUAAACAUGAACGUUUCAAAACAUUUGUGGGAUGCAGUAAUCUACAGCAUAGAGCGUCAUCUUGAUAAAUUAGUAAAAGAAGGUAAAGUGAAAGGCGAGAAAGGAAAGUGGCAAAGUAUGUAACUAAAAUGAUUUUAGCAAAUUAUUUAAUUUAAAAUGUAAAUUGUUAAAUUAUCUAUAGUGUUUAUAAAAUGUUUGUAAAUAUUAUACAAAAGGAGAAAAUACAAUGUUCUAUUGUUUCAUGAUUUAUUUAUAAUCUAAUACUAUGUCUAUACCCAUGUCAGUUGAGAAAAUCAUCGAGAAAGCGAUGCUGUGAAACAUUUAUUCGACUUACAGGAACAAAACGAUAAUACAUUAUUUACGAAUUUUGUUUUUCAAUAUUUAGGCUGACAAUGCUAAAAAUGUGCGUACAGUGUACAAUAAUUGUUACAAAGAUUUUCACGAAGUAUAUGCCACAUAAUAUAAUAAUCUGCUUAGUUGAUUAAUGCA
This is a messenger RNA of Bombus impatiens (common eastern bumble bee), 1681 nucleotides long. RefSeq names its product endoribonuclease LACTB2. The record is from RefSeq and is a predicted model, not a curated record. The transcript is spliced from 3 exons. Lineage: Eukaryota; Metazoa; Arthropoda; Insecta; Hymenoptera; Apidae. The coding region runs from base 434 to 1315 and encodes 293 amino acids.